AUGUCCAAGGUGCGAAAGUGCGCGGUCGAGAGCCGCCGCGCGCAGGUGGCUGAAGCGCUGGUGCUGCUGCUGACGGCUGCAUGGAUCACGCACCUCGUUCAGAAAGAGGAGCAACAGGAGAGUGGUGUGGCGGCGUCGCUCCAGGCGGAACAGCGGCUGCUGCAGUCCGCCACGAUGUCGCACGUGUUGUUCGUCCUGCAUGUGCUGGACGAGAGCGCGACGCUGGACUAG
Molecule: messenger RNA, 231 nt
Organism: Phytophthora nicotianae INRA-310
Lineage: Eukaryota; Oomycota; Peronosporomycetes; Peronosporales; Peronosporaceae
Exons: 2
Coding region: 1-231 (76 amino acids)
Source: RefSeq, a predicted model, not a curated record